Apaloderma vittatum (bar-tailed trogon) is the source of this 752-nucleotide messenger RNA. Its product is annotated as cleavage and polyadenylation specificity factor subunit 4-like. The transcript is spliced from 7 exons. The record is from RefSeq and is a predicted model, not a curated record. NCBI's taxonomy places the organism in Eukaryota, Metazoa, Chordata, Aves, Trogoniformes, Trogonidae. Gene Ontology annotation, molecular function: metal ion binding; RNA binding. The annotation marks the transcript as partial.
AGCUGGAGGUGGCCGUCUGCAAGUUCUUCCACCAAGGGCAACGGCCCUUCCAGCACGUUGGUGGGGAGAAGACGGUGAUGUGCAAGCACUGGCUGCGAGGGCUCUGCAAGAAAGGCGACGGGUGCAACUUCCUGCACGAUUGCAACACGACCAAGAUGCCCGAGUGCUCUUUCUCCUCCAAAUUUGGUGAGUGCAAGGACUGUCCCUUCCUGCACGUUGAUGCCACUGUCAGCAGCUGUCAGCGCUGUCCCUGGUAUGACCGUGGGUUCUGCAGGCACGGUGCCCUGUGCAGAUACAAGCACACGCGGAGGGUGAUGUGUGCCAACUAUCUCGUCGGCUUCUGCCCGGAAGGCCCCAAGUGCAAAUUCAUUCACCUCAAGGCUGGGCUGACAACAAGCAGCGGGGAUCCACCCAAGAUUGCUGACUGUACUUGGGGGCUGGCACAAGUGGAUCUGGCCGCCGGCGAGGAGAGCAGAUGCAGAGACCCAUCACCCAUGGAGCACCCUCUGCCACUUGCCAGUGCUGCUCAGCACCUGACAGGACAGAUGUGGGACACCAGGAGCUGCCCCCGGGCCCACAGAACCUGCUUGAAUGAGACAUCUUCAUCAAGUGCAGACAGGAAGGUCACUACGCCAGUCAGCGUGGGAAGGCUCGGCUGGAAAUCCCGCUGGGGAAGCGACUCGAGUGCUCUCGCACGCAUGGUGGAAGGAGGACACCGUAAAGCCCGAUGGAGCCAGCGAGACGGCUGCUAG